AUGAUCAAUGUUAAAGAGAAAAAAUUAAGAGAACUAGUCACAGAUGAAAAGACACAAAGCAAAAUGAAAGAGACAUUAUCAACCAAUUUUGAAAUAAUGAAGAAAAACCGAGAAGGAAUGAAAGUUGCUGGAUUAAAUGAAAUUAGGAUAAUAAUAAAAUACCCAUUCAAGACGAAUAUUUCAUUAAAAAAGCAACUUGAAGAUCAAAACACAUUAUUAGAUUGUGUAACAACAAAUAAAUCAUUUAUUCAUUUAGCUUUGAGGAUAAGAGGAGGUAAACCAGUGAUUUUAUUGUAUGACAACGAAAAGAAGAGAAAUGAAGCAAUGAGUGUGAAUAUCAAAUUUAAUGAAGCAAUGAACAUCGAAGCAACAUAUCCAGAAAUUAAAACAACAGAAGAAAGUGAGAAAAUAAAAGAGUAUGAAUGGAAAGGAACAUCUAUUAGUGAUGGAGAAAAUAAUUGUAAACUAACUGUUGAUAGAAAGGAGGUUGAAUAUUUGUUUUGGGAAGAUGUUUGUUUAAAAGAAUCUAAGUUUGAAGAACAACAAAUUAGAAUUAAUCAACAACACUUUGAGACGAAUUAG
Messenger RNA from Entamoeba histolytica HM-1:IMSS, 582 nucleotides. RefSeq lists its product as uncharacterized. NCBI's taxonomy places the organism in Eukaryota, Evosea, Mastigamoebida, Endamoebidae. The coding region runs from base 1 to 582 and encodes 193 amino acids. The record is from RefSeq and is a predicted model, not a curated record. The transcript is spliced from 2 exons.